CGGAGCGGAGCGGAGGCCGCGCCGGGCGUGGGGCUGCGGGAGGCGGCGGCGGCCGCGCCGGCCCCGGGGCCAUGGAGUCCUCGACCUUUCGACCAUCCAGCCUUCUCCAAGGUGAUGACUCCUGUCUCCUGAGACGUUGGAAAACCUAGUUUGGAAGAAGAGUAAAGAUACAGUUGAUGCUGAACUACAGCCAAGGAUGAAGCGACGAGCAUCAGACAGAGGAGCUGGGGAAACAUCCACCAAGGCAAAAGCUCUUUGUGCAGGGAUUUCUGGAAAUAAUGCCAAGCGAGCAGGCCCUUUUAUUCUAGGUCCACGUUUAGGUAACUCCCCUGUGCCAAGUAUUGUUCAGUGUUUGGCAAGAAAGGAUGGGACAGAUGACUUUUAUCAGCUAAAGAUUCUCACCUUAGAAGAAAGGGGUGAUAAAGGAAUAGAAACCCAGGAGGAGCGCCAGGGCAAGAUGCUGCUGCACACAGAGUAUUCUCUCCUUUCCCUGCUCCACAACCAGGAGGGAGUGGUUCAUCACCACGGGCUCUUCCAGGACCGAGCUUGUGAAAUCAUAGAAGAUCUGGAAGCCAACAGAAUGGUCAGAAAAAUGAAGAAGCGUAUUUGUCUUGUGUUGGACUGCCUCUGUGCUCAUGAUUUCAGUGACAAAACAGCAGAUUUGAUCAAUCUGCAGCAUUAUGUCAUUAAGGAGAAGAGACUCAGUGAGCGGGAGACAGUUGUGAUAUUUUAUGAUGUGGUACGAGUGGUGGAAGCAUUACAUAAGAAAAAUAUAGUGCACAGAGACUUGAAACUAGGAAACAUGGUGCUAAACAAAAGGACUCACCGGAUAACCAUAACAAACUUCUGUCUGGGGAAGCACCUGGUGAGUGAGGAUGACCUGCUGAAGGACCAGCGGGGGAGCCCAGCCUACAUCAGCCCCGACGUGCUCAGCGGACGGCCGUACCGUGGCAAACCCAGUGACAUGUGGGCUCUGGGUGUGGUGCUUUUCACCAUGCUCUAUGGGCAGUUCCCCUUCUACGACAGCAUACCUCAGGAGCUCUUCCGAAAAAUCAAGGCUGCCGAGUACACCAUCCCCGAGGAUGGACGGGUCUCAGAGAACACUGUGUGCUUGAUCAGAAAACUGUUGGUCCUGGACCCGCAGCAGCGCCUGACAGCUUCUGAAGUGCUGGAUUCUCUCAGCUCCAUCAUCGCAUCCUGGCAGUCCAUGUCCUCACUGAGUGGCCCUUUGCAAGUGGUGCCAGACAUAGACGACCAAGUGGCAAAUCCUGAAAACCCCCAGGAGGUGAAGGUGACAGAGGAGUGCUCACAGUACGAGUUUGAGAACUACAUGAGGCAGCAGCUGCUCUUGGCUGAGGAGAAGAACACCUUGCAUGAGGCCAAGAGCUUCCUACAGAAGAGGCAGUUUGGGAACAUCCCCCCAGUGCGACGCUUGGGCCACGAUGCUCAGCCCAUGAACCCUUUGGAUGCAGCUAUCCUGGCCCAGAGGUACCUUCGGAAGUAGCUUCCCACCCACGGAGAGCACAAGCACCACCCUGCAGUCUGCCUUUCACAUCGCCUACUACAGCUCAACAGCAAUACUGGUGUCCCAUGAUGGAGAAUAAUGUAGCAAUUCUUCUGAGCUCUGUUCAGGGACACACACUCACACUCGCUCUGGAGGGAGAAGACUUUUUGACAAAGAUAGUUUUGGAAGCAGCAACCUCUUGGCAUCUUCUGGAAUCUGGUUUUUUUUUUUUUUUUUUUUUUGGUGGUUUUUUUUUUUUAAAUCGAAGCCUAGAUGACUAAUCUGCUUUUAAUCAUGACUGUAAUCUACCUCUCUUGUCUUUUUAACCAUGCUGUUCUCUGGAUCGAGCAAAGCCUGUGGGAAAGGAGAAGACUACCCAGGGUGAAGCUGGUUUGCUGGCACAAGAGUGGCAGCUGUGCAGCUCAGAGUCGGCUGCCCGCGUUCGCUCCACACGGUUUGAAUAAGCUUGGAUUUAUGGGGGACAGGGGGUUUGGCAAGGAAGAAUUCCUGGAAACCUCCCACUUCAUCUGCAUCAAAUCUUUUUCUGUCCUUAAUGUGCCACCUGGUUUGGCUCUUGUCUGACCCUGGGUGGCCGUGCUGGGGCUGCAGUGUCCCGAGGAGCCGGGGGUGUGAGCAGAGCCCGGUGCCUCCGCAGGGAUUGAUCCCGGGAUUGCUCCCUGCAGGUGAUCCGUGGAUCCUGUCUGUAAUUCAGAGGUUUUGCAGGACUUGGGCCCAGCGUGGCCUCAGACCUCUUUCCCACCUUUCACUGGUUCUUUUAGUUUCAUAAGGGUAUAUGAUUUAAUCUUAUUUUUCAGUAGCAGUUAAAGUUGCAUUAAUUCUGACUUAGCGUUUUUCACACUUCAGUUGUGGUACAGAUAUAAUAUAUGAGUUACAAUGUGAAAAAGCUUCCCAAAAUAAUCUGCCUAGAAUUAGGAAGGGGCUGGCUGAAGUCUCUACUGUAUUUGUUCCCCAGUUUAUCUUGCCAUCCCAGCCUCACCACGCAGACCCAGGGCGCUGAGGCAGGGGAAGGACGUCCUGAUUUGUCACAGAGUGCCACUGGAGGAGCCAUGUCCUGUGCUGAGAACAGGAACGAUUGUUUCUGAGCCUCAUUUCCUGAACUGGAUGCCUGUCUUGCCAGAUGAACUGUUCUCACACAGAGAUCCAGGGCUCCCUCUGCCUCCUGCCCCUGCUCCAUCACCCUCCCCUGCCAACCUCGGGCCGGGCACAGGGAGCUGUGUGAGCAGGGAUGGGAAAAGCUGCUGUGGGCUCAGCUCAGAGAUGCCCAGGUGAGCAGGGGCAGGGGGUGUGCAGUGGAGCUGUGUGUAGUGUGUUGCCUUCUCUUGCCUGGGCUGGGGAUGGGGACAGUGUCUAGCCUGGGCCAACCUCCAGGUGUCUUUGUGGGGACAUAGGGAUUGACCUGAAACUUCUUGGCAGCGUUGGGCAUUAUCUCAUGCCUGGGAACUCGCCGAAACCGUGUGGCAGCAGCGAGCAGGCAGGGAAUUGUGAACACUAACACAGCCCAGAGCAGUCACGCCCACCCCAGCCAGCUGAGCCAGUAGCCUGAAGUCUUUGCCUUAUUUAUUGUUACCAUGGUUGGUCUGUCCUGGCACCUCUGGCGUGUGCCCAUCACCCCCUGUGCCACCAGCACCAGAGCAGGGACCCCCCUCCCCUCAGUCCUGAGCAUCCCUGGGGCCCUGACCCCCCAGCCCCUGCGGCCCUGCUCUCUCUAUCUGGAUUUUUUUCACCUCUUUAUUUUGUUUUUCCCCAAAGUUAAAGCAAUAUUGUGGGGACUCUGCAAGGCUGUAUCAUACCCUGUAUUCC
Calypte anna (Anna's hummingbird) is the source of this 3325-nucleotide messenger RNA. RefSeq names its product serine/threonine kinase 40 (gene STK40). Gene Ontology annotation, molecular function: protein kinase activity; ATP binding. The transcript is spliced from 12 exons. The record is from RefSeq and is a predicted model, not a curated record. NCBI's taxonomy places the organism in Eukaryota, Metazoa, Chordata, Aves, Apodiformes, Trochilidae. Gene Ontology annotation, biological process: protein phosphorylation. The coding region runs from base 197 to 1504 and encodes 435 amino acids.